GCACCAAGUAGCGGAGAUGUUCUAUCAUGCGUAUGACGGUUACAAGCGAUUCGCCUUUCCCCAAGACGAGCUGAAGCCUCUCAGCUGCUCUGGGUCCAAUCCCUAUGGUGGCAUGGCGAUGACGCUCAUGGAGAGCCUAGGCACGCUGCUGCUCUUGGGCAACGUAUCAGAGUUCAACUGGGGCGUGGAGUACCUCUCUCAGCAUCUCUCCUUUGAUCUGGAUAUACGCGUCAACGUGUUUGAGGCCAACAUAAGGGCGCUAGGGAGCCUCCUAUCCGCCCACAUGCUUAUCCUGCAAAGCCGCGACCCCGCGCUGCCACCUGUCCAUCCCUCAUUGGCCGGCGUGCAUCUGGCACCUGGGUACAACGGCCGUCUUCUGGAGCUGGCUAUUGAUCUGGGCUUCAGACUUCUCCCUGCUUUCUCUUCAGGCACGCCCAUCCCCUACGCGUGGGUGAACCUGCGAAGGGGAGUUCUUCCAGACGACGUGACACACACAUGCACUGCUGGCGCCGGCACGCUGCUGCUGGAGUUCAGUGCGCUCUCAAACCUCUCCGGCAUUCCCAUCUUCCAGGAGAAGGCAGAGGCAGCAGUGGUGGCUCUGUACAGGCGGAGGUCGCCCCUGAACCUUGUGGGCAAUGGAAUCAGCAGCACAUCAGGAGUGUGGCUGCAGAGGGAAUCCACAGCAGGAGCUGGCAUUGACUCGUUCUUUGAGUACCUCCUCAAGGGCUACCUGCUGCUGGGAAAGAGCACUUUUCGCCGAAUGUUUUCCAAGGUUUAUUCUGGUGCAAUGCGGUACAUGGCGGUACGGGGGGAGUCCAUGGUGCGCUGGCUGCUAGAUGUGGGCAUAGACAACGGGCAUCUGGGCCGGCACUAUGCCUCGUCCCUCCAAGCGUUCUGGCCCGCCAUGCAGGUUCUUGCCGGGCAGACCGCGGAUGCCCGAGUCAUCCACAGUGGCCUAUGGGCAGUGUGGAAAAGGUUUUCCUUCCUGCCCGAGCUUUUCAGCGUGACUGCUUCAGCCGUUCAUCCAGUGGAAAGGGGAUACCCACUGCGGCCUGAGAUGGCAGAGAGUGCUUACUUCCUCUUCAAGGCCACAGGCAACCACACGUACCUGGAGAUCGGGAGGGAUAUUGCUGCAGCCCUCAACACAGUCACACGCACAGGUUGUGGGUUUGCAAGUGUUGGCGACGUGCAGACACAUCGCCUUGACGACCACAUGGAGUCAUUUCUGCUCUCUGAAACACUUAAGUACCUCUACCUCCUCUUCUCCCCUCACAUCGACAUCGCCGCCCGGUUCGUUUUCUCCACAGAAGGUCAUCUCCUGUCGCUGAACCUUCCCAGAAUCUUCCGUGUCGUCUGCCCGUCCGAAGACCACCCUGACAUGUCGCCAGCUGGCGACUGCCGAGUGGUUGCUGCCACUGCUGACAUGGAUGCUGACGUGGACACUGAUGUGGAUGCUGACAUGUCGCAAUCCGCCUUGCAGGCUCCAAACGAGGCACAGAAACCCCCGGAUGAAUCACAAAGACCACAGUCACAACCCCCCUUGCUCGAGAAGCAACAGCCCUCGUUUGAGUCACGCAAACCCUCGUCUGAAUCACGCAAGCCCUCGUUUGAGGCACGCGUGUGUGAGGACUCUCUUUCCGCCCUGGGCUCUCUAGUAGAUCCGGACUUGGCUUUAAGGCGACAGCUGGUUUGUGAGGCAGUGGUGGGGACGUUUGGGAGGGAGGAGCAUGGAGGAAAGGGGUGGUAUGCUAUAAGUGAGAAGGGGAGCGUGGAGGGUUCAAGGGAGAAGGAAGCGGAGACAAGGGAGGAAGGUUUGAAGGAGAUGGAAGAAAGGGAGACAAGGGAGAGGAGAGAGCGGAGAAUGGGGAGGGACGAGAGAAAGCGGAGAUUAGAGAGAGCUAGGGAAAGAGAGAGGAGGAAGGAAGUGGCCGAGAAAAACUUAGACGAGCGGCAGAGGGACAUGCAACGAGAACGAGAGUUGAGACGACUCAGAACGCAAGCAGCAGGGCUGCGGCUGAUGCAGGGGAGGAGGGACGAGAGAUGGAGGAGCCCUCUAGAGGAGGAGGUGUCUCGACUUGCUUCCUUCAUCAGAUUCCAGGAGCGGCAGAGGGAGCAGCAACUAGCGGCAGCCGCCGUCGCAGCAGCAGCAGCAGCAGCAGCAGCAGGGGGAGAGGAGGGAGCAGAGGGAGCAGGGCGAGAGGGUGUGGGUGAACAGGGGCAGUGUCCUGCAGGAGACCUGGACAAUAUUUUUCCCGAUGCUGCUGCCGCUGCCGCUGCUGCUGGUGCUGGUGCGGGUGGUACUGGUGAUGCUGCUAUGGGUGGAAGGCGGUUGGGAGGGGUGGUGUCGCGAGUCAUUGGUAACCAGCGUCUGCUGUGCUAUUUCAUGGUGGAUGCUUCACACGGCCCCUCCUGCUUUGCCUGGAACGCCCUCCCUGCUGCCUUCCCCUACCUUCAGGGUUUCCAGACCUUAACAGUCCCAGCAGAACCCACCUGUGUGGUGUGCCUGCUUGUAUGGUUGUGUCCCCCCAUGCUUCCCCUUUGCUCCCUGCCCACAUCCCUCUCCCCCCAUCCCUCACCAAUUCCCCUGGAGCACAAGAGCACGUGCAAGCCGCGCCGCGCUCCCCUGUGUGAGCACAAGGUCCCAGCAGCGCCCCCCUGUGUGGUGCGCCUGGUUAACUUCCCCCCACCCGAGAAUGAGGGUUCCUCCGGACAUCAAACGAAUGUGACUGUGCGAGAGGAUUCAGAUGUAGUCACGUCUGGUGAGGAAACAGCAGCGCGUGAUGGUGUGUCUUUGGGGAAAAGCAACCCUUCAUCAGGAGACGUAUCCGAAAAAGGAUCGGAAGCAGCGGCAGAAGGGACAGGUUCGGAUGCAGUCACGUCUGGUGAGGAAACAGCAGCGUGUGAUGGAGUGUCACCAGGGAAAGGCAACCCUUCACCAGGAGACAUAUCCGAAGAAGGAUCGGAAGCAGCGGCAGAGGGAUUAGCAGCAGGAGAUGAAUCCUCAUCAGCAGCAGAAGGAUUAGCAAGAGGAAAAGGAUCAGCAGCAGGAGAAACACCAGGGGUAGGGGAUUCUGAUCCGGCAGUACGAAUCCCUUCGGUUAGUCUAGGCAAUGCAGAUGGCGCUCUGCUAUUGGCUGUCAUGCGAGGGCAGAUGAGUGUGAGAGAGGCUGCUAGGCGGAAGGCAGAGGGCGCUGAGGGGGAGAGGGAGGGGGAAAGUGAGGGAGGGAGUGAGGGAGAGAGUGAAGAUGGGAGUGAGGGAGUGCGUGAGGUGGAGAGUGAGAGAGAGAGCGAGGUCAAUUCUGGGAUUGUGCAAGACGGGACGGAAGGGGAGAACGAGUCUGGCUGUGAAGGGGUGGGUGGGGAAGAGUUUUCGGGCAGGAAUAAAAAAGAGGAAUGCAAGGAUCAAAGGGAUCAAGAGGGUUCAAAAGCACAUGGUAGUGGGGUGGAAGACGAAGGGGGAGGGGAUGGACUAAGCAGAUUGGAUGAUGGACGAGGACCGAAGGUGUGGGUGAAGCUGUUUUGCCCGAAGAAAAGGACGGAGGAUGAUCAGCCCGUUUUGUUUGAUGUGGACGUCAGCGUGCCACCGCAAUCACCAUUGCAAAUGCAGCAAGCUGUGAAUGCACUGAUCAUUCUGCUCAAAGGGGGGCACCUGAAUCGGCUCUUGACCUUUGCAUAA
Molecule: messenger RNA, 3676 nt
Organism: Closterium sp. Naga37s-1
Lineage: Eukaryota; Viridiplantae; Streptophyta; Zygnematophyceae; Desmidiales; Closteriaceae
Source: the annotation of a GenBank genome assembly